AGUCCUCACCGUCCCCCUCCCGCUCCUCCAAAGCACCGCCUCCCCGCCGGGUCCCCCCCACCAGCCCCUCACGCUCCACCCGCGGGGACAAGGCCUCGAGAAUUCAGGGGAGUGGCUGGCCGCGGGGGGCGCGUCGCGGCUCCCGGCUCGGCUGCCCCCCCCCCCCCCCUUUGCAAGACACGGUCUGCUCCCCAUUGUAGAAGCUGCGCCCCGAAGAGGACUGAGAGAGUGGUGUUCCCGGCGUGGGGCUGCAGGCAGCUCUCCGUGCGGAAGCCCUCGCAGGAUUUCGGGGUGGGGCGGGGAGGGCCGAGGAUUUUGGGGGAGUGGGGGGUGGGCGGGGAAGAGGACCCGAGGAGGGGAAGGACUCUGUGGAGGGAGUCGCUGAGAGACUAUGGGGAAGGACCAGGAGCUGCUGGAAGCUGCUCGCACUGGAAAUGUGGCUCUGGUGGAGAAACUCCUCUCUGGCAGGAAAGGAGGGAUCCUGGGCGGUGGAUCCGGACCCCUGCCCCUGUCUAAUCUGCUAAGCAUCUGGCGAGGCCCCAAUGUGAACUGCACAGACAGUUCGGGUUACACUGCUUUACACCACGCAGCAUUAAAUGGACAUAAGGAUAUAGUUCUCAAGCUACUACAAUAUGAGGCAUCAACAAAUGUAGCAGACAACAAAGGGUAUUUCCCCAUUCACCUGGCUGCCUGGAAAGGAGAUGUGGAAAUCGUCAAGAUCCUUAUUCAUCAUGGGCCGUCGCAUUCCAGAGUCAAUGAACAGAACAAUGAAAACGAAACUGCUCUGCACUGUGCAGCCCAGUAUGGACACUCAGAAGUAGUUGCUGUUCUCCUGGAAGAGCUGACAGAUCCGACGAUCAGGAACAGCAAGCUUGAGACGCCCCUGGACCUGGCUGCCCUCUAUGGGCGGCUGAGAGUGGUCAAAAUGAUCAUCAGUGCACACCCCAACUUGAUGAGCUGCAAUACGCGAAAGCACACCCCGCUUCACCUGGCCGCUCGCAAUGGACACAAGGCUGUCGUACAGGUGCUGCUGGAGGCCGGAAUGGAUGUGAGCUGCCAAACAGAAAAAGGGAGUGCACUCCAUGAAGCAGCUUUGUUUGGAAAAGUGGACGUUGUACGAGUUUUGUUAGAAACAGGAAUUGAUGCCAACAUAAAGGAUAGUUUAGGUAGAACAGUCCUAGAUAUUUUGAAAGAACAUCCAUCUCAGAAGUCUCUCCAGAUUGCAACACUCUUACAAGAGUAUUUAGAAGGCGUGGGAAGACCGACAGUGCUUGAAGAGCAUGUACAAGAAGAUACAACCCAAGAAACACAUAUUUCACCUCCUGCUGAGUCUCCUUCCCAAAAGACCAAAAGUGAAACUGUGACUGGAGAAUUAUCCAAACUUUUGGAUGAAAUAAAACUCUGUCAAGAAAAGGAUUAUUCUUUUGAAGAUUUGUGCCACACGAUAUCAGACCACUACUUAGAUAAUUUGAGCAAGAUUUCAGAGGAAGAACUUGGGAAAAAUGGAAGCCAGAGUGUAAGAACUUCAUCUACAAUCAAUUUGUCACCAGGAGAGGUAGAAGAUGAUGAUGAUGUUGAGAACACGUGUGGGCCCUCAGGUCUUUGGGAAGCUCUGACUCCUUGUAAUGGGUGUAGGAACCUUGGCUUCCCAAUGCUGGCACAGGAGUCCUAUCCAAAGAAGAGAAAUUAUGCUAUGGAAAUUGUACCAUCUGCCUCUCUGGAUACAUUUCCUUCAGAAAAUGAGAACUUUCUAUGUGAUCUCAUGGACACAGCUGUUACAAAGAAACCAUGUUCCCUAGAAAUUGCAAGGUCAUCAUCCCCAAGACCUGAUAAUGCCUCUGAGGUAGCAAUUACUGCUCCAGGAACUAGUAACCAUAGAAACAGCUCAACAGGCCCUACUCCUGACUGCUCACCUCCAUCCCCCGACACUGCCCUCAAAAACAUUGUGAAAGUUAUUCGACCCCAGCCUAAGCAACGAACAUCCAUUGUGUCUUCUCUGGAUUUUCAUCGAAUGAACCAGAACCAGGAAUACUUUGAAAUCAGCACAUCUACAGGGUGCGCAAGCUUUACUCCGAGCCCUCCUGUCAGCCCACACACCUCUGCAGUGGAAACCACAGAAGUCAAGAAUGAGGGAAGUGACCAUGCAGAUGACCCCACUCAACAGGAGGAUAAUGACCCUCCAAAAGAAUACGACCCUGGACAAUUUGCAGGCCUUCUCCAUGGCUCCUCCCCAGCCUGUGAGUCCCCUGAGGAUCCUUUCCAUCUCUAUGGGAAAAGAGACCAGUGUGAAGCAGGACCAGAGGAAGUCAGUAUGGCGAACAGCCCUUUGCCUUUCAAGCAGACGCCAGUAACCAACAACCCAGAGCCUUUGGUUAAGAAAGUUAAACCCAAAGUGGUUAGUAGAACGAUUUUUCACAAAAGAAGCAACCCAGUAGAAAACCACACCAUAGUUGGCACAAGAACAUCCAGGAGUGGAUCCCGGAAUGGAGACCAGUGGGUUAUGAACACAGGUGGAUUUGUAGAGAGAGCCUGUACUCUGGGGAGAAUACGGUCCUUGCCCAAAUCUCUGAUUGAUAUGCAUUUAUCAAAAACUGUGUCCAAAUCGGACUCUGAUCUCAUCGCCUACCCUUCAAAGGAGAAAACAGCGCGAGUUAACUGGAGUGAAUCUUCAGUGGAACGUGGUUCUAAAGGGAAUUCUGAAAGAACACCUUCCUUCACAUCUGAAUGGGAAGAAAUUGACAAAAUAAUGAAUUCCAUAGAUGUUGGAAUCAACAGUGAACUUGAAGAAAUGAAUGGUAAGACCGCAAGACCCAGAUGCCCUGUUCAAACAGUGGGACAAUGGUUGGAAAGCAUUGGGCUACCUCAGUACGAGAACCACCUGAUGGCUAAUGGAUUUGACAAUGUGCAGUUUAUGGGAAGCAAUGUUAUGGAAGAUCAGGAUUUGUUGGAAAUCGGAAUCCUUAAUUCUGGGCACAGACAGAGAAUUCUACAGGCCAUCCAGCUCCUUCCCAAGAUGAGACCCAUUGGUCAUGAUGGCUACCACCCCACCUCUGUAGCUGAGUGGCUGGAUUCAAUUGAGCUGGGUGACUACACCAAAGCCUUCCUAAUCAAUGGCUACACAUCGAUGGACCUGUUGAAAAAGAUCUGGGAGGUCGAACUUAUAAAUGUUUUAAAAAUCAGUUUGAUUGGCCACAGGAAACGCAUUCUGGCCUCUCUGGGAGACAGGCUGCACGAAGACCCUCCACAGAAGCCCCCUCGCUCCAUCACCCUCAGGGAACCCAGUGGUAAUCACACUCCUCCUCAGUUGUCUCCAUCACUUAGCCAAAGCACUUACACCACUGGUGGCUCCCUAGACGUUCCUCACAUUAUCAUGCAGGGCGAUGCAAGGAGGAGAAGAAAUGAGAACUACUUUGAUGAUAUUCCCCGAUCAAAACUGGAGAGGCAGAUGGCCCAGUCGUCAGUCUGUGAGAUAUGGACCAAUCAGAACGCUGGAUUUCCUUUCUCAGCGAUCCAUCAGGUUCAUAAUACAGGAGACUGGGGAGAACCUUCCAUUACCUUGCGACCUCCAAACGAAGCCACAGCCUCGACUCCAGUGCAGUACUGGCAGCAUCACCCGGAGAAGCUCAUCUUCCAGUCGUGUGAUUACAAAGCUUUUUAUUUAGGUUCUAUGCUGAUCAAAGAGCUCAGGGGGACAGAAUCAACCCAAGAUGCUUGUGCCAAAAUGCGGGCUAACUGUCAGAAGUCUACAGAGCAAAUGAAGAAGGUCCCUACUAUUAUUCUUUCCGUCUCCUAUAAGGGAGUCAAGUUUAUUGAUGCAACAAAUAAGAACAUAAUUGCUGAGCAUGAAAUCCGUAACAUUUCCUGUGCUGCCCAGGACCCAGAAGACCUCUCAACAUUUGCUUACAUCACGAAAGAUCUCAAGUCCAGUCACCAUUACUGUCACGUGUUUACUGCCUUCGACGUGAAUUUAGCCUACGAGAUCAUCUUGACGCUGGGACAGGCGUUUGAAGUGGCCUACCAACUAGCCCUGCAAGCAAGGAAAGGGGGGCACUCCUCCACCCUUCCAGAAAGCUUUGAAAACAAACCCUCCAAGCCCAUCCCCAAACCCCGCGUCAGCAUUCGGAAGUCGGUGAUCGACCCGUCUGAGCAGAAGACUCUGGCCAACCUGCCGUGGAUUGUGGAGCCGGGGCAAGAAGCCAAGAGGGGAAUUAAUACCAAGUAUGAAACCACCAUUUUCUGAUACUCACCGUGCCCCAGUCCUCGCGGUGCCUUGCUCGCCAAGCUGUCCCGGAGCAGGCUUUCCUUCGCGCCUCCGUUUCCACUCUGCCCAGGAGGAAGACUGCUCUGCCAGUGUGGCCUUGUCGUGGGCGAAAGGCCACUGGCCAUUCCUGGGGAAGUUCUUUCUGCACCAGUGACGGAAAACGCAACCGAGACACGCCAGACGCCAAUCCGGAGAGGUGGGAGUUGAGAUGGGUUCCCCCGGCGCCCGGCUCCCCUCCUCGCCACCUCCCGAGGUAUUUCUUGUGACUCUUGCCCCAAAGCUUGCUUGGCUUUAUUUGGGGAUAAGACCUUAAAAAAAGUCAAGGGGAUGUCUAAUACUGCCUAAAAGAAUACAAAUCAUGGGUUUAGUGUUCACUGUCAGCAGUUUGAAAGGUAAAACCAGAACUACUCCAUAAAGCAUCUGUAAAACCAUUACAUCACAGACUAUUGUUUAAAGCAAAAGGACAUAAAAAAAAAUGACCCCUAUGAUUGCCAGGAAAUUCCAUUUCCCCAAUUUCUAUAUUUGUGGAUUUUAUAUGUAAUCAACUAUGUCAGAUACAGAGAACCUUUAAAGCUAAUGAUUGAUUCAAGAUAUAAAGAAUGAUUUAAAACAGAGGAAUUUAUUAUGCACAGAAAAAAAUGUGUCUUGUAUUAAAUAUUUUUAUUAAAAGAAUGUACCAUUAAUGCAUUGAUAAGAAACCUAGGUUAGUCGUGAGGGAUGUUUCUGGUUUCAAUUCAGAUAACUAAAUGUCCACCACUACCACCAAGAGGACAGGCUCGAGUGUGGCAAAUGCCAGCGACACCCAGAACGGGAUAUCCGGGCAGGCAGAUUGGCCUGGAACCGGAAGUACUGACGCAGCCAUUGCCUACCAAGACGGUUUUUUAAAUCUUCACCGUGUUUUAAAGAACAUGCUCAAAAACAUAAUCUAGGGCUCCUGCUGUCAAGAUUUCUUUCACAGAAACCUUGCUUGAGAAAGGUGUUAAUAGAAUUCUAUUGCAAAAAUUUUUUUUUCUAGAAAAAAAAUAAAUACAAAAAAAAAGGAAAUUCUAAAGUAAUAAAAUUUUCUUGAAACAAACAAAAAAAGAUGUUUGCUUACUAUUUGAUUAAAUAAAAUUUACUUACAUUUCUUUAAGGUAUUUUAAUUUUUUUAAUGUCUGUGGAGUAUUUGUAUGAUACCAUAAUGUAUAUUUAUGUAGAAUCAGAUUAUAUAAAUACCAAUAUCAUUAUAGAGAAAAAUAACAUUUUAAUGUAUAUUGUUCUAACCAAUCACAUUGUGAAUCAUUUGGAAAUUCAUUAUAGCGAUAUUGAGAAAUUGUGGAAUUGUCUUAAUGUUUUUUUAAUUAACCAAUGUUAUUUUAAAACCCGAAAUUAUCAGUUAUAUUCAUCAGCUGGUGAGUUUUGAAGAAAAAUGACUAAAUUUUAUUUCAAACUGACAAAUGUAUAUGCUUUUAGUUAAGUGCUGAAGGAUUUUAAUACAAUAUUAAAUUACUUGAAUGGAACAGUUCCUUGUACAUACUUUGCCUGUUCACUGUUGAUAUGUAUGCGGUAAGCAAGGAGGUGAGGAACACUGCGUCACGGUACCGAGAGGAGACUGCAGAGGAGCAGUCACUGGCACCUUGGCCGAAGCAGAGCGUAUGUGUACAUAAGCUUGGGCUUCCAGCUAUACAUUUUGUAAUUUUUGUCAUUAUUUAUAUCCUAUUAAAACAAAAAGCACACAAAAUAAAACUAAAGUUGUA
Molecule: messenger RNA, 5997 nt
Organism: Ochotona curzoniae (black-lipped pika)
Lineage: Eukaryota; Metazoa; Chordata; Mammalia; Lagomorpha; Ochotonidae
Gene: ANKS1B
Product: ankyrin repeat and sterile alpha motif domain containing 1B
Exons: 27
Coding region: 392-4240 (1282 amino acids)
Cellular component (GO): cytosol
Molecular function (GO): protein binding
Source: RefSeq, a predicted model, not a curated record